Molecule: messenger RNA, 1252 nt
Organism: Anopheles arabiensis
Lineage: Eukaryota; Metazoa; Arthropoda; Insecta; Diptera; Culicidae
Gene: Det
Product: baculoviral IAP repeat-containing protein 5
Exons: 5
Coding region: 347-772 (141 amino acids)
Source: RefSeq, a predicted model, not a curated record
CUCCCAUAUCGCCGAUUAUGAUGUACUUGAAGAUAUACGAAUAAUUAUACGGUCCGGCCGACAUGAUGAAUACUGGAAAAGAGGGAAGAGAGGAAGAGGAAAGGUUUGAUCGAAACCAUCGUAAAGCUUUCGUGAUACAUUACUGAUGAAGCUCAUAUUGAGGGGACUUUUUGAGCAAAUUCAACCUUGGCCAAUUUUAAAAGGCGAUCGCGUUCAAACGCCUGUUUCUGUCAAAGUUGUUGUGAACGCUCCAGCAGGAAAACCGCCUAAUCGUUUUGCUAGCAAAAUCGGAAGCUUAUUUUGUUAAUAAUUUCAAUCGUUCUGCAAAUAAGUGUUAUCCGACGCUAUGGAAUCCACCCACAACAGUGCUAAAAUAUACUUACUUCAAGAGGAUCGCGAGAAAAGCUUUAAACAUUGGCCAUUUUCCGAUGAUAAACAAUGCAGCAUACAGAAGAUGGCUGAGGCCGGCUUCUAUUGGCACGGGACGGAGACAGAGAUAGACAUAGCGGCUUGCUUCGUGUGUGGCAAAGAGCUGGACGGUUGGGAAGAGUCGGACGAUCCGUGGAGCGAACACCGGAAGCAUGCACCACAGUGUCCGUUUGUGAAAUUUGGCCGCCCAGAGACGCAUCUAACGUGCGAUGAAUUUGUCACUAUUAUGAUGGCCACGGUGAAGACGCGAUAUGUCAACAACUACACCACCCUCAAGACCAACGGCAAGCUGCUGAUAGAGAAGAAGCGAAAGGAAAUGGAGAAACUGUUACGCACCAACUAGUAUUAAGCUGCAUAUUAGAGAAAUACAUCGAACCAUGUAAAACAAUCAUCCUGCUUAACAACGCGUGGUAACACCAGCCGUACGGAGGAGUUUUGUGAGAAAAAGCUAUUUUGGAGCAGCCAACGUACUGGUAAAUAGCAUCAUUUUGAACUACGAUAGACGUGAUAUGGGUUUUAUUGUUCAUAUAGAAUGGGGUAUUGGAGUAUUAAGAUGCAUUUUUCAUCAAUUACCAGCAUAAAUGUGCAUUCGGAUAGGACGGGCAGAUAUUCUUGAUGCAAAAUUUGUUUCAGCCAUCGCGCACCAACAGUUAAUAGUUCAUGUACAAUACUGUAUACACUUUCUAGACUCAGCAUAUGCUCAUCAUGGAGUGUCUUAGUUUAGAAAGGAUUCCAUUUUCCAUCAAGUGAUGAGACGGAAGUUGGUUUGGUGCCCCCAAGUACACCAAUGUAUUAAUUUAAUAAAAUACAAAAUAGCCACGAA